GACAUAUUAACAACUUCUAAAACUUGCCCUCUUCCUCCUCUUUUAUAGUGACCACAUACCACAUUUCUUACUACAAGUCUAAUCUCUCUCUCUCUCUCUCUCUCCCCCUCAGAGUGACAUACUAGCUAGCUAGAGAGAUUAAUAUGUCUUCGUUUCUCUACUACUCUAUCUUCAUCCUCUGCUCAACCUUUCUCUAUUCCAUUGAUGGAGUUCUAAUCAGGCAAUUCGUCAGAUCCGGCGGGAAAACAGAAAACUUAAGCCACCUCCACUUUUUCUUCCAUGACAUCCUUGGUGGCAAAAACCCAACCUCUGUUAGAAUUAUUGGGCCACCAAAUGGUACCGCUGCAGGCUUUGGCAGCACUAUGAUGAUCGAUAAUGCACUGACUGAAGAGCAAGACCGUGCCUCCAAGCUCGUCGGAAGAGCACAAGGGUUUUACUCAGUGGCUUCACAACAAGCAGAUGAAUUUGCACUCCUUAUGGUCAUGAAUUUUGUUUUUGUGGAAGGCAAGUACAAGGGGAGUAGCAUUAGCAUUCUCGGUAGGAAUCCGGUCUUGAACGAUGUGAGAGAGAUGCCAGUUGUUGGAGGCACUGGGCAGUUUAGGUCUGCUCGAGGUUAUGCCUUAGCCCAUACGGUUUGGUUUGAUGCUAAUACGGGAGAUGCCAUUGUUGAAUACAAUGUUUAUGUGUCAGAAUCCUGAACUUUGUCUUAGGCUAGCUAUUUGUUGAGAAAAACCCGUUUUUCUUUUUACUUUUUUAUACUUUUUUUUUUAUUAAUCUUUUAUAGAGACAUCUAUUGUACUUAAUCAGGGAAUGGCUACGUUAAUCUUAUAACUAAGAAUAACUUAUGAUGGA
Molecule: messenger RNA, 852 nt
Organism: Malus domestica (apple)
Lineage: Eukaryota; Viridiplantae; Streptophyta; Magnoliopsida; Rosales; Rosaceae
Product: dirigent protein 22-like
Source: RefSeq, a predicted model, not a curated record